UACACGGCUCGUUACUUGAACGUGUUUGAGUUUCCUGUUACCGCUCGGCCAAUUUGCAUGAAAUCGCAUUUAUUCAAUUACAAUAUAAUUUAAACACAGUGUAUUGUGAAUAGGGAGAUGUACGUAAGUGGACGGACACACUGCGAGUGGGUCAAAGCCGGUUAAGUUAAAAAAAAAACGGUGGAAACUUGCAGACGGGUGUGCAAUAUUGUUUUUAAAGUUUUGUUUUAGUUUAUUGUGUCUCGAAAAAGUGUUUCUGUGACAAUGAAGGAGCCAAGUGGAAGGGAAGAAACCUCCGACGAUGAGUCUGGGUUGGGCUAUCAGAAUACAUUGAUGUAUGGUCGCUACCAACGCGACCUCAGCGAAGCGGCCAGAGAGGAGGCGAGGAGACUCAGAAGACUGCGCAAGAAAAGAAGAAAAGACGACAAACUUAGACAGAAGGAGCUAGAGGCUUCUGGCAAACACAGGCCGAGGGGGAAGUUCUUUAAAGUAUUAGGUUACCUAUGGAGGCACACGUUUGCGAGGCUAGGCGAGGACUGGGUGUUCCUAGCUGUACUGGGCAUUAUCAUGGGCUGCCUGAACUUCGCUAUUGACCAGGGAAUCGCAGUUUGUAAUAAUGCUCGAACGUGGAUGUACAAAGACGUAGCGACGACGACGUUCAGCAAAUAUGUGGCGUGGGUGUCUCUGCCAGUAUGCUUGAUACUAUUUGCAGCUGGCUUUGUGCACAUCGUCGCUGCGCAGAGUAUUGGGUCUGGUAUACCCGAAAUGAAGACGAUUCUCAGAGGAGUACACCUCAAAGAAUAUCUCACGUUUCGGGCUCUCGUCUCGAAGGUGGUGGGCCUGACAGCUACCCUCGGGUCUGGACUGCCCUUGGGUAAAGAGGGCCCCUCAGUCCACAUAGCGUCCAUGGUGGCCUCUCUCCUAUCGCGUCUAGUGACGACCUUCCAGGGGAUAUACGAGAAUGAAUCCCGCACCACGGAAAUGCUGGCCGCCGCGUGCGCAGUGGGCGUGGCCUCUUGCUUCGCCGCGCCUGUGGGGGGUGUGUUAUUCUCAAUUGAAGUAACGACGACGUACUUCGCCGUACGGAAUUACUGGCGAGGCUUCUUCGCCGCGUGUUGCAGUGCUAUUAUGUUCCGCUUGCUGUCGGUAUGGUCAGGAGCGAUGCCGACGGUCAAACCUCUAUUCCCCACCAGUCUCCCUCAAGACUUCCCAUUUGAUCCACAAGAGUUCGCUGUUUUCGUAUUACUCGGAAUAGUUUGUGGCUUAAUGGCGGCGUUGUGGGUGUGGCUGCACAGGCAAUACGUCCUCUUCAUACGAAAUACUAAAUAUCUGAGCACGUUCCUACAGAAAAAUCGUUUCAUUUACCCCGGGUUUGUUACCCUGGCCGUUAUGUCAAUACUGUUCCCGCCCGGGAUUGGAAAGUACAUGGCCGCUGACCUGGGGAAUCAACCGCAGGUGUUGUCCCUAUUCGCCAACUUCACGUGGUCGGACGAGCUGACAGCGGAGCAAGCCGCCAUCGUCUCGCACUGGCAGACGCCAGAAGUUGAUCAUUUUGGAUGCUUGAUUAUUUAUUUCUUCUCCAUUUACUUCCUCAGCAUGGUAUCAUGCACUUUGCCAGUACCAGCUGGUAUUUUCGUGCCGGCAUUCAAAAUGGGCGCCUCGUUAGGCCGGUUUACGGGUGAAGUGAUGCAUUACUUCUGUCCGUUGGGCGUGGCCUACGGCGGACAUAUACAGAAGAUAUUGCCUGGGGGUUACGCUACUGUUGGGGCGGCAGCUUUCACUGGGGCAGUUACGCACACUGUAUCCACUAUUGUUAUUGUUAUUGAGAUGACUGGACAGGUAACCCACUUACUGCCAAUCAUGGCUGCGGUGUUAGCCGCGAAUGCAGUUGCCGCUCUCUUGCAGCCAUCUUGCUUCGACAGCAUCAUACUUAUCAAGAAAUUGCCUUAUCUGCCAGAUUUACUGUCCUCAGCUAGCCGUAUGUACGACAUUUGCGUGGAAGACUUUAUGGUGAGAGACGUGAAGUAUAUAUGGAACAGAAUGACCUUCCAGCAGCUGAAGGAUAUCCUCAAAGCGAAUAAGACAAUCAAGAGCUUCCCGUUGGUAGAUAGCCCAGCGUCCAUGGUACUCCUCGGCUCCAUCCACCGCUGGGAGCUGGUGAAGCUAAUCGAGCAGCAAGUGGGCCGCUCCAGGCGGCUGCAGGUCGCCGCGCUGUGGCAGCGGGAGGCCGAGAGGAGGCGGGAGGAGGAGAGGAGGGUGCGCAGGCCGUCACGCUUCGAGGUGACUCCAGCGCCAGAUAUGCUUCAAGUACCAGGAUCAGGCAUGACGAGAGGCACUUCUCUCACUACCCAGGAUCAAGGGGGAUUAAUACCUGCACCAGGCCAGCUGUUCCGUCCGAAGUCGAUCCUGAAGAAGACCAACUCGUUCACCUUGGGCCGAGGGUUGGGAGCUCCACCUUCUCCGUCGCUGCCGCACCCUGCUGUGUAUACCACUGUCACUGGAGCUGAGACCAGGAUUCGCGCAGCAUUCGAAGCAAUAUUCAAACGUUCCACUCUCCUACCAGACGUGGAGGGAGGCCUUUCAGAUGGACUCAGUUUGCCUCGCAGUCCGUCUAUUAACAAAAAAGUGCAAUUGCCACGCGAGAGAGUGUGCGACAUGUCACCAGAAGACCAAAAGGCGUGGGAGCAAUUGGAAAUGGCCAAAGAGAUUGACUUUGAUAGGAUGCUGCAAAUAGCUAGGAAACGAGAUAUGAACCCAGACGACACAGACUACGAAGAUGAAAAUCUGUACAUUUGUCACAUCGACCCGGCUCCCUUCCAGCUAGUUGAAAGAACGUCGUUACUUAAAGUACAUUCUCUUUUCUCAACGUUGGGUGUCAGCAGAGCGUAUGUGACAGCGAUCGGACGUCUCAUUGGUGUGGUGGCUUUAAAAGAGCUCCGCAAGGCCAUAGAGGACGUAAACUCCGGCGUCCUGACGGCGGCCACCCGGCCCGCGCCCCCCUCGCCCCCCGGCCCGCCCGCGCCCGCCCCGCCGCUGCUCAUCAAGGUGCACGCCGCCGAGCCCGCGCCGCCCAGCGACAGCGACACCGCGCCGCUCACACGGAAAUAG
Messenger RNA from Zerene cesonia (dogface butterfly), 3108 nucleotides. It is a transcript of the gene ClC-a, whose product is annotated as chloride channel protein 2. Gene Ontology annotation, cellular component: membrane. The record is from RefSeq and is a predicted model, not a curated record. The transcript is spliced from 24 exons. NCBI's taxonomy places the organism in Eukaryota, Metazoa, Arthropoda, Insecta, Lepidoptera, Pieridae. Bases 265 to 3108 code for a protein of 947 amino acids. Gene Ontology annotation, biological process: transmembrane transport; chloride transport. Gene Ontology annotation, molecular function: voltage-gated chloride channel activity.